Messenger RNA from Caenorhabditis bovis, 624 nucleotides. The record is from the annotation of a GenBank genome assembly. Lineage: Eukaryota; Metazoa; Nematoda; Chromadorea; Rhabditida; Rhabditidae.
AUGAAGCUUGUCAUUUCUUAUGGUGGGACGACGAUUCCAGCCGAAAUUCUCAAUGAAGAAGCCGAUACGAAAAUUCUAACGUUGGGCGAGUUGCGAGAAUUCAUCGCUGAUGCGCACAAAUUCGAUAAGAACACUAUGAAAGUGCUGCAUCGAGGCAAAGUUUUACAAGGCGACGACGAUUUGCCUUUGGACAAAUUUGGAUUCAAAGACGGCGAUAAAUGCAUUAUAAUGGGCGGUAAAAAAGCGCAGGAAGAUCCUGGCUUCUCGCAGCUUGUGCAAUACGAAAAACACAAUCUUUGCCAUUUGCAAAAGAAUCUCGACGAUAUUCGACGCGAUUUGACCGAAAUGGAGAAAAAUUAUCUCGACGAAGCGAAACAGCGCGAGUUGAUCAAGAAAAUGGAUAAGCGCAUCAAAUGCUUCAAUGAGGAAUCCGAGAGGCAUUUAGAAAAUCUCGACGGUUUGAAAAUUAUAAAAGAUGACACGACACCGCCGCAGGCUCAAAGAAAUCGCGAGAAGAGAAAAGCGUUGAUUGGCGGUAUUCAAACGCUUCUCAAUCAUAACGACGCGUUCUCAAGACGUCUUGAAGAGUACACAAAGAAGUUGGAUGGAGAAAUAGUCGAAUGA